AAAAAAAAAAAAGGUCUCCUAAUAUUAUUAUGCACUUAUCUACUGUAAAAUUCCUCUUCUUUUUAUUUAUAUAAAUUUGUAUAUAUUUAUUCAUAUAUCUAUUAUUAUUAUUUUCUCUUUUUUUUUUCUUCUUUAUCUUUAAAAGAAUUUCAACUAGAAACAUGAAUAGUCAAAUUAAAGAUGAAUCAACAGCAUCUAAACCACCAUCAUUACCACCCAUUCACCAUUUGCCACCAAGAAAAAGACUUUCCUUAGAAAAGAAUAAAAAUCCUCUUAACGUUAUCUCUAAUAAAGUGAACGAUGAAUAUAAAGAAAAAGUGCAACCAUUAAAAAAGACCUAUAGUAAAACAGCAGUAGCAUCUAUCAUUGCCAAUCAAAAUAAAGUACAACAAAAGACUAUCUCUAACAAUAAUGGGAAUCCAUUAUUAUGGAAUAAUAUGAACAUGAAAGAUAUAUCCGAGGAUACAAUUAUUGAUUCAUUUAAAGAAGCUUGGUUUAAGAAUCAUACAAAUGAUAAAAUAGUUGUUGAAAAAAAGAAAGAGCGUACUUCUUCUAUUUCCGCUACUACUACUACGAUUAUAGCAAAGAAAAAGGAGCAUAAAAUUAGCAGUAAACAAACUAAUAGUAACUUUGAUAGUAAACUGUAUUGCAUUUGUCGACAACCUUAUGAUGCACGUCGAUUUAUGAUUGCUUGUGAUCGUUGUGAUGAUUGGUUUCAUGGAGAAUGUAUGGGUAUAAAUGAAAAAGAAAGUGAAUUUAUUGAUCUUUAUUUUUGCAAAGCGUGUUCAGAUGUGAUUGGGAAAAAAACGUCUUGGAAACCAAAAUGUUCAAAUCCAGCAUGUUAUAAAGCAGCAAGAAUUGGAUCUAAUCUAUUAGGUUAUCUUUCUAAAUACUGUUCAGAUUCAUGCGGUUUGCAGGUUGCACGAGCACGUUUAGAAUUGGUUGAAAUCAAACGGCGACAAAAUAAUACAACGAAUAGCAGCAGCAGUCCUACGCAGAAGAAUAAAUCAAUCAUUGAAUUGGCAUUAGCAAAACAGAGACAGUCUUAUAUAAAUUCAAUGGCAGACAAAGAAGAUCGACAAAGACUUGAAGAAAUAAAACAAGAAAAAAGAUUAAUACAGGAUUCAAUAUCAAUUAUCCAAGAAAGAUAUCAAUUACUAGAACAAACUUUAUUAGUCGUAGAUAAUAAUAAUAGUGACAGUAGUAGUAGUAGUAUCUGUGGGUUUGAUUCUAGAUUAAUAUAUGAUACUGAAGAAAAUAAAAAGGUUUGUCAACGUCAUGCUUGUCUUCAACAUUAUAAAUGGAAAGAAUUAUUUCCUGUUAAAUUUGAACAAGAAAAACAAGAAGAAUAUAAAAGAUUAUUCAAAUUAGAAAAAGAACAAAAUCAGAUAAAAUCAAGAAUGAAAAAAAGGCGUAGUGAAAAAGAGAUUAUGAAGAAUUUAGGAAAUAUGACAUAUUUAUACUAAGCAUCUUGUUGUUGCCAGGGGCAGAUAUCAGUAGUAGUAGCAGUAGUAGUAGUAGUAGUAGUAGUAGUAG
Molecule: messenger RNA, 1536 nt
Organism: Cokeromyces recurvatus
Lineage: Eukaryota; Fungi; Mucoromycota; Mucoromycetes; Mucorales; Mucoraceae
Exons: 4
Coding region: 162-1466 (434 amino acids)
Biological process (GO): positive regulation of DNA-templated transcription
Cellular component (GO): Set1C/COMPASS complex
Source: RefSeq, a predicted model, not a curated record